AUGUCAAAACUUUAUAAUGAUUCAUUUAUAUAUUGUUGUACUACUAAAGUUAUAGAUAUACAUUCAAUUGAUAAAACAUGGUUAUUUGAACUUGCUGAUCUUUAUUUCUGUCCUUAUUGUCAAUGUCCAAAACUGAAGUAUGAAAUUAUUCCAAGAGUACAUUCAAAAUUUUGUAGUAAUUGUCUAACUGAUUAUACUUCAAAACCAGAUAUGAUGAGAUGUAUUAAGAAUUGUUUUAUCUGUCCUUUAUGCUCGAGCAGUAUGGGUAUUAAAAUGAUGGAUCACGAUUCCAAUGGUAAAUCAUUUGAAUUUUCUUGUCAAUUUUGUGACUAUAAUUAUGAUACUGGUGUUGUUUAUAAGCCUAAAUCAUUACAUGGUAUAAUUGAAGAACUUAAGACGGACACGUUUAUUAGAAAAUGUAAACAAAUUUUGAAAAUGGCUGAUAAAACAGAAGAAUUGUCGGAGAGAGUGAGAAUGAAUCUUAAAUUGAGUCAAUUGGACAAAAAAGAGGAGGCGGAAUCAUUGAUUGACGAGUUUGAGAUUGCACAAUAUCCAAUAGGUAAAAUUUUAACUUUGAAGAAGAGUAUAAGGUGUCUGACUUGUCGAAAUUUAUUACUUGAUUACAUGGAAUCAGAACCAACGAUAAAUAAAUUUCAAAUCAAAUUUAACGCAAUUGAUUAUCUACCAACCACAUCACUUACAAAGUUAAAGUCUAAUGUGUAUCUACUACAUUUUGUCAACCCACUAGAUGUUAAAAUGAGUGCUAAAAUUUCAAGUAUUUCGCAAAUUGUGCUUUCCAAUUUUGAAUUUUCACUUGGUGCUUCAACAAGUAGUUUUAUAAAAGGUAUACCUAGUGCUUACCUAUCUUUGAAUAAUUCAACAGCUAAAUCAGAAUUAAUUCUACGAAAAGGUGAUAAAUUGUACAAUAAAAUUGAAGAUGGUGAGAUUGAGGAGAAUUUGGAUCGGUUUAUUGAGGUUGGAGUCAAUUGGAUAUCUAUUCCUAUCAUUAUAGAGGAUGAUAGUCUAAAAACGGUUCCUAUUUAUGUUACUUUAAAGACUGAACAACCUCCAAAGGGUUUGGAAAGAGUCAUAAAUGGGUUGAAUGCUGGUUAUUGGAACGUUUUGAAGGUUCCUAAAUAG
Messenger RNA from Insectozyma verbasci, 1140 nucleotides. NCBI's taxonomy places the organism in Eukaryota, Fungi, Ascomycota, Pichiomycetes, Serinales, Debaryomycetaceae. The record is from the annotation of a GenBank genome assembly.